ACCUCAAAAUUCCAAUUUCCUCUUUGUUACCAAAGCUUCCCCUUCUUCGUGCAAUCACAUUCGCCCACCGGCUCCUCAAAUCACUCACCCCACUCUCUCUCUCUCUCUCUCUCUCUCUGGCGUUUCUGGGUUCAUAGCAUCAAACGAAUCUAGUCCUACUUUGUUCCGGAUUUCUAAUUGACUCUUCUUCAGCUGGGUUUGAAUCCUCCUCCGUUCCUUCCCACUAUAAAAGGGCUUCCUUCUCUACGCUGCGCUAAUUCCCGGAGGAGAGAGAGAUAGUCAUAGUAGAGAAUUUCUCACUCUCUCUCCAAGCUUAGUAGUGCUAGCUUCCGUCAUUACCCUUUUUCUUCCUUUCCCGCCCCUUCUUUUACUUGAAGAGAUCCUAUAUUCGCAAAUUUCAGCUGGGUCGAGCUUGGUUUCAGCUGGAUUGACUUGGAGAGGAAGAGAGACGGAAAAUGGGGAUGGGUUCCCAAGAUGCAAUUGAUCAGCUGAGAGUUUUGAUGGAUCAAGUUGACGAGCCAUUGAAGCGGACUUACCAGAAUGUCCAUCAAGGAUAUGAAGUGGAAACUCUAGCGCGGUUCCUAAGAGCUCGAGAUUGGAAUGUUGCCAAAACUCAUAAAAUGCUAGUUGACUGUCUGAACUGGAGAGUCCACAAUGAGAUCGACAACAUAUUAGCGAAACCCAUUGUUCCAGCAGAUCACUACAGAGGAGUGCGUGAUUCGCAGCUUAUUGGAAUGUCUGGUUACUCGAGAGAGGGACUACCUGUAUAUGCUAUUGGUGCGGGACUCAGCACAUUUGACAAAGCAUCUGUUCACUACUAUGUUCAGUCACACAUUCAGAUGAAUGAGUAUCGGGAUCAUGUAAUCUUGCCAACUGCAUCGAAGAAGCAUGGUCGACCCAUAACCACUUGUAUAAAGGUCUUGGAUAUGACUGGUUUGAAGCUUUCUGCACUGAACCAAAUAAAGCUGUUUUUACUCUAUUCCCUGAUAGCUGUCAUUGACCACAGGCAGCUGUUUUUACUGCAGUUAUUGACUGUCAUUUCGACAGUGGAUGACUUGAACUACCCUGAGAAGACGAACACCUAUUAUAUCGUAAAUGCCCCUUACAUAUUUUCAGCUUGUUGGAAGGUCGUGAAACCUUUGCUGCAAGAAAGAACAAGGAAAAAAGUGCAGGUGUUGAAUGGUAAUGGGCGAGAUGAACUCUUAAAGAUAAUGGACAUCUCCUCCCUUCCACAUUUCUGCAAAAGGGAAGGCUCUGGAUCAUCUAAGAACAACUCGGAGAAAAGCUCCGAGAGCUGCUAUUCGUUGGAUCAUCCGUUCCAUCAACAGCUCUACAACUACACCAAAGAGCAAGCGGCGAAUAAUGCACCAACAGGACCGAUAAAGCAAGGAUCUUUCCAUGUCCGUGUUCCCGAGCCAGAGGCCGAAGUGAAAACCAUCGAGUCUGCGCUCCAGAAGUUCGAGAAGGGCAUCCCGAGAGGACUCUCUGGGUGUCUGGAUGACCUCAAAAUCAACAACUCGGAGUAGACAGGGAAAGGGUACAUCUAGGAAGAAUGCUUAUAUAGAAAUGGAUGUAUCAUUUGUCACGCUGGCAGUUUUUUAAAUUACCAUAUGUAAUUACUGCCAUCUGAUAUAGUAGAAAUGCUUCAGAACAUUUGUAAGCCUUUAGAAUCAAUCAGUAGCAUUAAUCAGUAAGCACCUUUCUUAUGAUGCUUUUUACCAUUGUAAUGAACUCAAAUGAGUUUUUCCAGCCUUGAGAAGAAGCAAUUUGGUCAAAGCUGAAACGGAUUUCUGGUCCUUGUACUAUCUUAUUUUGAUGAAUUCGUUUACAUAUCAUAAAUUCUACAAAUGCGUCUUUGUACUA
Linum tenue is the source of this 1863-nucleotide messenger RNA. Lineage: Eukaryota; Viridiplantae; Streptophyta; Magnoliopsida; Malpighiales; Linaceae. The record is from the annotation of a GenBank genome assembly.